GAGCAUGAUGACUGCGGCGAAGCAGAAGAAGCAUCGCAGCGCUCAACCGGUUUACGGCGACGACGGAAAAGAAAAACCGGUGUGUGUCCUUUUCAGUUCUCCCACUGCCCGGCUGCCACGAGAACGUCCUUCCCGUUUUUUCCUCGGCACAGGCACUUCCAACAGCUCUGUUCGUCCGUGCAGUGAUUUUAAAGUUUGAAUUGAAAGAGACGCACGACUGUUUGAAGGCCUCAUUGCGCGGUUACCAGCUCUCCUAUCUUGAGCAUAUCUUGCGUCUUGUGAUUUUUGGUGGAACGUUCGGGAGUGGUCCGAACCGAUUGUGAAAGAGCAUCGAACUCGAGGGACGAACCAAGCAAACCAACUACCUCCAGAUACUGUGGCACCUCGCCGUGAUAGAGAUAGUGCUGCUAGUCACAACAACGGUCUUCCGCUUUGUCGCGAAGUAGUGGACCAUCGGCAGGUUAAGGUCACAGCACACCGGUAAGCCACAUUACCACCGAAACAAGCGGAACAGAAUGGCCCAACGAGCCCUGAGGCGUGUGUUUGUGUACGGGACGUUGAAGCGCGGCGAACCGAACCACCAUUUGCUGGCGAAUGCCGACAACGGGUAUGCCAAGUUCAUCUGCAAAGGGUCGACGAAUCGGCGGUUUCCGCUGGUGGUCGCCACCCGGUACAACAUACCGUUCCUGCUGGACAAACCGGGCACCGGCAGUUACGUAACGGGCGAGAUCUACGAGGUGGACGAUCCGCUGUUCGAGCAGCUGGACGUGCUGGAGGACUACCGGAAGCUGUACGAUCGGCAGAUCGAGGACAUUAACGUCGGUAUCGAGGGUGGCAAUGUGCCGUGCUGGCUGUACCUGCUGCGCAACUGCCCGGACCGGUUGCUGAAGCUGCCGAUGCUGACCGAGUACCGGAAUACGCUCGAGCAGCCGUACUCGCGCCGUCCCCCCGGGAAGGUGAACAUCUUCGAGGAGUUGCUUAAGGGCGAUGAGUAAGGGUGGGAACGACGGUGGUUGUGUGGUUGGUGUGGUGAUAGUGGUUGGUGUGGUGAGCGGCCUGUGGAUAAAUAUCCCUGUUUUUUUAACCUGUUGCAUCCUAUGAGGAUGCAAAAGUUACUUUUUUUUUUUGGUACUUAAUGUUAGGUGGCGAAAUGUUAUGCAGAUGAUAAUAAAACAAAUGUCAAUUGAUUCCGAAGUUCCAAAAGCCAACGUCAAUGUAUGGCCAUACACGUAGGCCCCGGAAGGAGCCCGGUCUGUGGUUGCUGUUUGCCAACAAUAAAAAAAAUCUAAUUGUUCCCGUA
Messenger RNA from Anopheles stephensi (Asian malaria mosquito), 1300 nucleotides. Its product is annotated as troponin C-akin-1 protein-like. The record is from RefSeq and is a predicted model, not a curated record. Bases 516 to 995 code for a protein of 159 amino acids. Gene Ontology annotation, molecular function: gamma-glutamylaminecyclotransferase activity. The transcript has a single exon. Lineage: Eukaryota; Metazoa; Arthropoda; Insecta; Diptera; Culicidae.